AUGGAAGCAUAUAAUUCUUCUACUUCUACUUGUUUAACUUCCUCAUCAAGGCACUUGAAACAAUACUCAGAAGAAACAAAAGGUCUCAAAAUGCCACAAUCUUACCAUUCAUCUCUCCAUUCAAUUCGAAAACCCCAGAUGAAACCGUGGAAGAAACCAAUAGCACCAUUGCCACCAACCCCGCCAAGAGUUUACAAGGUGGAUCCGAUAAACUUCCGGGACCUUGUUCAGAAGCUCACUGGUGCACCCGAGCCAGAGCCACAGACUCAGCCAAGGUUCCAAAGCGUGGCACCUCCUCCACUUGAUCUUGCUAGACCAACAUUAUUUGGUGCAGACAUUGCGCCCAUACAGCUCCUUCCUUCGCCUUCGAAAACUCCAUUUUCUGCCUUGUACCAGGAGUUAAUGUCUGAAUCAUUUGAUGGAAAACCCAAGAAGAUAUCAGAUAGUACAAUGGCCAUGUCAAGUUCGCUCGAAUUGAAUCUCUCACCAUCUUCUCAUGCUUGGUGUUCCUUUCCUCUUCUGAGUCCAGGAACUCUUUCCAGUCUUGAGCAAGGCACCGUGCUUUAG
Dovyalis caffra is the source of this 567-nucleotide messenger RNA. Lineage: Eukaryota; Viridiplantae; Streptophyta; Magnoliopsida; Malpighiales; Salicaceae. The record is from the annotation of a GenBank genome assembly.